Molecule: messenger RNA, 528 nt
Organism: Closterium sp. Yama58-4
Lineage: Eukaryota; Viridiplantae; Streptophyta; Zygnematophyceae; Desmidiales; Closteriaceae
Source: the annotation of a GenBank genome assembly
AUGUACGAUCCCCUGGUCUCUACCACGGCGGACCUCCUGGUGCUGCUACGUGAGUUCCGUGUGCGGCCGGCUAUUUAUAUGCCGGUGUCCGAUUACGUGACAUGCGAUGAGUGGUUAAUGGAGAAGGCUGGUGUGAAGUUGGUGACGCCCACGACGCCGACGUCUUCAGGGGACGAGGGCGAGAUGUGCCUGCCGGAUGGGCCUCUGAUGCGUGACGAACGAAGCCGACGACGUGCCAUCCGCAAUGUGACGAACGCGUACGUGUGUCACGCGGAGGCGCUGGGGAUUGCUCCUGCGGAGGUGGCGACUGUCGUUGGCGCCUCUGAUGGAGAGGUGGUUAGCCGCCUAAGCCGCACACCGAAGAAGGAGCGCACAGUUCGGGGUCGUCGGACAGUGGGUCCGUGUAGUGCGCUUGGCUUUGAUGCUGUAGUGGCGGGGGAGGGGCGACACGACAAUACCGAGUAUGUGUGGCGUUUUUGGCUCGAGCCGCAUGUGUUCGAGGCGCAUUCGUGGAGGCGGCGCGGAUAA